Molecule: messenger RNA, 578 nt
Organism: Argentina anserina (silverweed cinquefoil)
Lineage: Eukaryota; Viridiplantae; Streptophyta; Magnoliopsida; Rosales; Rosaceae
Exons: 1
Coding region: 34-516 (160 amino acids)
Source: RefSeq, a predicted model, not a curated record
GAUUUGUCACCAAGCUUUGAUAAAACAGAAGCAAUGGGAAAUUGCUUGGUUCUGCAACAAAAUGUUACAAGGAUAAUGAAACCAGAUGGGAAAGUCCUCGAGUACAGAGCAUCCAUAAAAGCUUACCAGGUGUUGUCCGAGUUUUCUGGCCAUGCAAUAUCUGAGACGACUCCAGUGUACCAGCAUCUCCGGCCAGAUACCAAGCUGCUCGGUGGUCGCCUGUACCAUCUUGUACCUCUUCCUUUGCCAUCAAAGAAAGCAUCUCAGAAGAAGGUGAGGUUUUCAACUGAUCCUGAAGGUGAAGCUCAACAAGAAACAAAAGUUGUAAGGAUUAAGCUAGUCAUAAGUAAGCAGCAACUUCAGGAGAUGUUGGGUAAGGGAGGGGUUUCAGUUGAUGACAUGGUUUCCAGGAUUCAUUGCCAAACAACUGUAGAUACGAUGACUGACAGCUUCGACAAUGAUGGUACUUGUGAAGGGUGGAAACCUGUUUUGGAAACCAUACCUGAAGUAAAUUAGCAGUAGCCUGUCCUUUGUUAUUAUGCACACUACUCUAAAAAAAAAAUAGCGCCCUCUCUGCU